AUGGAGUACGAGAAUGCACCUGGACCUGUUCGACUAUCUUCCUCUUACUGCCCUCAUCUAGACUCAGUGACACACGAAGGACCAAUGUGUGAUUUACUAUGGUCUGUUCCUCAUGAUCGAUGUGGGUUAUCUCCACGUGGUGCUGGUUACACAUUUGGACAGCACAACAAUGGACUCAGUCUCAUAUCAAGAGCACAUCAGCUUCUCAUGGAAGGUUUUAACUGGUGGCAGGAAAAGAAUGUGGUGACAGUGUUUAGUGCACCAAACUGUUUCUACCGGUGUGGAAAUUUUGUAAUGAUUCUACAGAUAAGAGGAACAUAUUUCAUCCAGUUUGAUCCAGCUCCUCGACAAGCCGAGAGAUCACUGAUCCUAAAACCUAUACAAUGA
Messenger RNA from Brassica rapa (field mustard), 387 nucleotides. Its product is annotated as serine/threonine-protein phosphatase PP2A-2 catalytic subunit. NCBI's taxonomy places the organism in Eukaryota, Viridiplantae, Streptophyta, Magnoliopsida, Brassicales, Brassicaceae. The record is from RefSeq and is a predicted model, not a curated record. Gene Ontology annotation, molecular function: protein serine/threonine phosphatase activity.